Messenger RNA from Ceraceosorus bombacis, 800 nucleotides. Lineage: Eukaryota; Fungi; Basidiomycota; Exobasidiomycetes; Ceraceosorales; Ceraceosoraceae. The record is from the annotation of a GenBank genome assembly.
AUGUGGUCUAAAGCUGCCAUGCCAAGUCUCGUAGCUGCGAGGAGCUGCGGAGGCGAGGUAGCACGUCAGGUCGCCACGCAAGAGUGGUCGUGCUUGCGUCGCAAUAGCAAAAGCUUCGGCCGGCGAAGGCUCGUGGAUUUGGAGUCACUGAGCCCGAUCAGAAAGUACACCCCGGCAGCAUCUAGCCCUGCGUCUGCAAGUGGCCUAGCGGGCUUGCCACACUUUACGCUGUACACAGGCACAGGCUGCAGCUUGUGCGAUGUUGUCAAGGACCAACUGAAACGUCUCUCGGCUCAGGUGAGAGAUCUAGUCUCGAGAGGCCAAAGACAGCUUCGUGUUGAUGCUUAUCGCCGUGCUUCAAAUUGCAACCACAAUCCAGCAUCCACACGUUCUGAGGCUGUACAACAUUCGUGAUGAUGGGAGCGUCAACGUCAAGUACUGGAGGAGACUGUAUCAAUACGGUGAGCAAGCGGAAAGUUGCACAAAGAUCACUUGGGUUGGUGCGUGGAUGUGCUUCUGUUUCUAACGUCUGCGCCUUGCCCACUCCGCAGACAUUCCUGUUCUGCACCUUGAGGGCCAAGGUGAGCGCUCAGGCUGACUGAAAGCAGCGCUCAAAUUGCUUCCUCUGACAGCAGUACUGCCCCGCAUACUUUGCGCUGCCAACAGAGGUAGCGCGGCACUCCGUAUCCGAUGAGAAGUUGUUGGAGAUUCUCACACAGGCAAAGGCAGGCCGUUACUCGGAGACACAGGAGACUUUUAGAGAAGAGCGGCUCCGUAACAGUCGUGAUCAUUCUUUCUGA